Callorhinchus milii (elephant shark) is the source of this 3902-nucleotide messenger RNA. RefSeq names its product short transient receptor potential channel 3. The coding region runs from base 63 to 2849 and encodes 928 amino acids. Gene Ontology annotation, cellular component: membrane; cation channel complex. The transcript has 13 exons. Gene Ontology annotation, biological process: regulation of cytosolic calcium ion concentration; manganese ion transport; calcium ion transmembrane transport. NCBI's taxonomy places the organism in Eukaryota, Metazoa, Chordata, Chondrichthyes, Chimaeriformes, Callorhinchidae. The record is from RefSeq and is a predicted model, not a curated record. Gene Ontology annotation, molecular function: store-operated calcium channel activity; inositol 1,4,5 trisphosphate binding; protein binding.
CACACGCACACACACUCUCUCUCUGUAUAUAUAUAUCUGGAGGGAAGAGCUCAGUCGCCCGAAUGUCAGAGGAAGCGAAGAGACAGAGAAGAGUGUCGUUCUGUGAGGAGGAAAUCCGUCAGAAGUGGAAGGAGGAGAAUGGGGACUUGGGAUCACACUGUCACAGUCUGGGACCAGAGGACAGGGAUUUACAUGGCCAUCAGUCCUACACCAUGCAAAGUGUGAGUAAUCCAACAGUAAUGCAGCGGAGAAUGACAGCGAUGAGGGAGAAGGGAAGGAGACAGGCCAUCCGAGGUCCAGCGUUUAUGUUCAACGACAGAGGUACAAGCCUAUCUCCGGAGGAGGAACGCUUUCUGGAUGCGGCUGAGUACGGGAACAUCCCUGUUAUCCGGAGGAUGCUGGAGGAGACCAAGACUUUAAAUGUUAAUUGUGUUGAUUAUAUGGGCCAGAAUGCCCUUCAGCUGGCAGUUGGGAACGAACACUUGGAAGUCACAGAGCUUCUUCUGAAGAGAGAUAACCUGGCUCGAAUUGGAGAUGCUCUGUUACUAGCCAUCAGUAAAGGAUACAUCCGAAUAGUCGAAGCAAUUUUGAACCAUUCCGCAUUUAUUCACAGUAAACGUCUGACCCUCAGUCCCUGUGAACAAGAGCUGCAGGAUGAUGAUUUUUACUCCUACGACGAAGAUGGCACCAGAUUUUCGCCAGACAUCACCCCAAUCAUUUUGGCUUCUCACUGCCAGAAAUACGAAGUGGUGCACAUGCUGCUGAUGAAAGGAGCGCGGAUUGAAAGACCUCACGACUAUUUCUGCAAAUGCAAUGAAUGUGUGGAGAAACAAAAGAACGAUUCUUUUAGCCAUUCCAGAUCCAGGAUCAAUGCUUAUAAAGGAUUAGCGAGCCCUGCUUACUUAUCUUUGUCCAGUGAGGAUCCAGUACAUACUGCACUGGAACUCAGUAAUGAACUGGCCAAGUUGGCAAAUAUUGAAAAAGAAUUCAAGCUAAAAAACAAGAAAGUUGAAAUGGUAAAAGGUCCACACAUCGUGACAUCUUCGAAUGACUACCGCAAAUUAUCUAUGCAAUGUAAAGACUUUGUUGUUGGCGUUCUCGACCUGUGCCGGGACACGGAGGAAGUGGAAGCUAUUCUGAACGGUGAUGUGGAAGCUGAGCAAGAAGAUGGACAGCAUUGUCACAGAGCAGGUUUAACCCGGGUCAAACUGGCCAUUAAGUAUGAAGUCAAAAAGUUUGUUGCCCAUCCAAAUUGCCAACAGCAGCUACUCACAAUCUGGUAUGAAAACCUCUCAGGAUUACGGGAGCAGCCGAUCGCUAUGAAAUGCCUAGUUGUGCUUGUUGUUGCCAUUGGAAUCCCAUUCUUCGCGAUUGGUUACUGGAUUGCGCCUUGCAGCAAGCUGGGGAAGAUUCUGAGAAGUCCCUUCAUGAAGUUUGUGAUGCAUGCAGCAUCCUUCAUCAUCUUUCUGUGUUUACUAGUAUUUAAUGCCUCUGACAGAUUUGAAGGCAUCAAAACCUUACCCAACGUUACUGUUACGGAUUACCCUAAACAAGUCUUCAGAAUGAAAACUACCAUGUUUACCUGGACUGAAAUGUUAAUCAUGGUGUGGGUGCUAGGUAUGAUGUGGUCAGAGUGUAAGGAAAUCUGGAUAGAAGGGCCACGGGAAUACAUAUUCCAAAUGUGGAACGUCUUAGAUUUCGGAAUGCUGUCGAUUUUUAUAGCAGCGUUUACAGCGAGGUUUAUGGCAUUUCUGGAAGCUUCCAAAGCACAGCAGUAUGUAGAUGAGCACGUUCAGGAGAGUGAUCUGUCUCUUGUAACGCUGCCUCCAGAAAUUGAAUACUUCACUUAUGCCAGAGAUAAAUGGGUUCCCUCCGAUCCUCAGAUCAUAUCUGAAGGCCUCUAUGCAAUAGCUGUUGUCCUUAGUUUUUCACGAAUCGCUUAUAUCCUGCCUGCAAACGAAAGCUUUGGUCCAUUACAAAUUUCCCUCGGAAGGACAGUGAAAGACAUAUUCAAAUUCAUGGUGAUUUUUAUAAUGGUGUUUCUUGCUUUCAUGAUUGGGAUGUUUAUCCUGUAUUCCUACUACCUUGGUGCAAAAGUCAAUCCAGCCUUCACAACAGUUGAAGAAAGCUUCAAGACAUUGUUUUGGUCUAUCUUUGGUUUGUCUGAAGUAUCUUCUGUCGUACUCAAGUACGACCACAAAUUCAUUGAGAACAUUGGCUAUGUUUUAUAUGGAAUAUACAAUGUUACUAUGGUUGUUGUCCUGCUCAACAUGCUGAUUGCCAUGAUCAACAGCUCAUAUCAGGAAAUUGAGGAUGACGCAGAUGUGGAAUGGAAAUUUGCUCGUUCAAAGCUCUGGCUUUCUUACUUUGACCAUGGGAAAACAUUGCCCCCUCCAUUUAGUCUUGUGCCUAGCCCAAAGUCAUGUAUCAAUUUAAUAAUAAGGAUCAAAAACUGUCUCCUAGCCUUAUUCAAAUGCAAAAGGAAAAGAUUUAAAAAAGACGUGGAGAUUGGAAUGAUGAAUUCAAAGUCCAGGCUGAAUCUUUUUACUCAGUCUAACCUAAGGAUUUCGGAAACCCAAAGUUUUAACAGCAUUAUAAACCAACCAACAAGGUACCAGCAAAUAAUGAAACGAUUGAUCAAACGUUAUGUCUUGAAAGCACAAGUUGAUAAAGAAAAUGAUGAAGUUAAUGAGGGUGAAUUGAAAGAAAUCAAACAGGAUAUCUCGAGUCUUCGAUAUGAGCUUCUGGAGGACAAGUCUCAAGCAACAGAGGAGCUGGCUUUCCUCAUUCAAAAGCUUGGUGAAAAACUUAAUACCUGUCUGACAAAAACAAAGACAACAGUGACUUAAUAAAAUCCUUGUACCUUUAAUGUUUGAAAAAUAUGAAACAGCACAAUUUAAGGCAAUAAUGUUUAUAAGGUGAACAAUAAAAUUUGAGAGUCGAUGUAUUGAGCAGUUAGGAUCUCUAGUACAUAAUAGUCAACUAUUUAAUAAACUUGAUAUACAGUUACAGCGCAAUUAGAAAUAUCUCGUCUUUAGAAUUUCCAUAAUUUUGGACAUCCUAAGGUUUACUUUGUAGUAUUUUAUACAAAAUUAGAAUGUAUUGUUGGAAAAACUUCUGAAUACAAAUGUGGCAACGUUCAGCCAUUUCAGCUAUUUAACAGUCAUGUUUUUAAUCCUUGCAUUUUUGGUAUCAGAGCAGAGAUUACUACUCAACAAAUACCACUAUUAUUUAGACUGAAAGUGAUAUCUGAUUUUGAUGUAUACAGGUCUAUAGAUUAUUUACUCAAUUCUCCUUUAUGGUUUUCCAUAUCGGACUUGAUCAACUAUCCCCCUCCUUAGAUAUAAACUGGUUAGAAGCGGGAUAAAUUUUCUCUCACUGUCACAAUGAUGUACUUGUUCUGAUCACAACCGUAGAAGAACAUGUCUAUUUUACCAAUACAAAAUAUCCAUUUAAAUCCCAGCUAUCUUUGUGACUUUUUCAGCUGCGACUGUUAAUAGAAUAUUGGACUUUGAUUUUGUACUGUGAGCUCAGAAUCUGCAGAAUUGCCCAAAAUUAAUUACAGUCAAAUCCAUUAUUUUGAACUUGGGUUUGAAUUUCGGUCCCAAAGGUGGACAGAUAUAAUGGUGACUCGUUGCAUAAUCCAACCACUGAGAAGUAAUGUGUGGUCAACUGCGGGAUGUCCAUGUGUUCAGUGAAUGCUUGGAAAACCGAAGUGAGCAAAUAGGACAUCCAGCAGCUGCUUUGUAAGCUGUUAAUAAGCGGUUCUCUCUUGAACUAUAGAUUUUUUUAAAAGUGUUUUCUCAUGUGUAGUAACUGUCAGGAGCUUAUUCAGAUUUUGUUAGAUAAGGAGUAAACAUUUCAAAAUACACAGUUACUACACUUUAUAGUAAAUCCUGUGA